GUUCCACGCGUCUUUCCUCCCAACCCUCACGAUGCCAAAACAUUACUGUGACUAUUGUGAUGUAUUCUUAACGCACGACUCUGCUUCAGUGCGCAAGGCCCAUAACAGCGGGCGUAACCACCUGGCUAAUGUACGGGACUACUAUGCUUCGCUUGGCCACGACAAGGCGCAGAAUAUCAUCGACCAAAUUACCGCAGCCUAUGAGAGCGGAGGAGGGCCUCCCCCCGGAGGGUUCGGAUUCGGACCACAGCAUCUACUUGGUUCUGCCCCACCCUUUGGCGGAGGACCUCCACCGUUCGGCGGACCACCCCCGUUUGGUCGUCCACCAUUCCCGCCUCCCAUGCCUCCUGGAAUGGUCCCACCUCCAGGUGGUGCACCACCUUUCCCUCCCGGCACAAUGCCUCCCCCAGGUGCCUUCCCAGGCGGCCCGCCACCAUUCCCUCCCAACGGCGGUCCCCCGGGUACUUCCAUGCCUCCGUUCCCCCCUACUGCCGAUGGUCCACCACCCGGCAUCCAUCCAGACAGGUUGCGAAUGAUAAGCAGUGGAAGAUGACGGUUUGGGAUUUGGAUGGUCAAUAGUAUAUCACCUUUUCAUGUUGUAUUCCCUCAAAAAGUCCCUUGGAUAAAAUUACUAUGACUGAGCGAGUAACCUUGUACACGAUAAUAUGCUAUCAGGUUGGUUUAUGGUAAUCUAGCUUUUUUGCAAAGGCCUCGCUGACAGGUGUCAG
Pisolithus orientalis is the source of this 728-nucleotide messenger RNA. Its product is annotated as U1 small nuclear ribonucleoprotein C. Gene Ontology annotation, molecular function: pre-mRNA 5'-splice site binding; zinc ion binding. The record is from RefSeq and is a predicted model, not a curated record. Gene Ontology annotation, cellular component: nucleus; U1 snRNP. NCBI's taxonomy places the organism in Eukaryota, Fungi, Basidiomycota, Agaricomycetes, Boletales, Pisolithaceae. The transcript has 7 exons. The coding region runs from base 32 to 553 and encodes 173 amino acids. Gene Ontology annotation, biological process: mRNA 5'-splice site recognition; mRNA splicing, via spliceosome; spliceosomal snRNP assembly.